This is a messenger RNA of Megalobrama amblycephala (Wuchang bream), 972 nucleotides long. RefSeq lists its product as uncharacterized. The transcript has 2 exons. The record is from RefSeq and is a predicted model, not a curated record. The annotation marks the transcript as partial. NCBI's taxonomy places the organism in Eukaryota, Metazoa, Chordata, Actinopteri, Cypriniformes, Xenocyprididae.
AUAAGAACAUCAAACAGGUUCUCCCCACUCAGUGACGCACCCACUGAGAAUCCUGUUGAAAGUGCCCUAGUAAUUGGCGAUUCUAUUACACGGAACAUGAAAAUAGAGACACCAGCCACCAUAGUCACAUGUUUGCCGGGAGCCAGAGCACCUGACAUCAAAGCAAAUUUAAAAGUGCUGGCUAAUGCUAAUCGUAAAUACUCUAAAAUUAUUAUUCACGUCGGCACAAAUGAUGUUCGACUUCGCCAGUCGGAGAUCACUAAAAUUAACAUUAAAGAGGUGUGUGAACUCGCAAGUACAAUGUCAGGAGAAGUAAUUUGCUCUGGUCCCCUUCCUGUUCGUCGGAGUGAUGAGAUAGUUAGCAGAUUAUCAUCACUCAAUGGCUGGCUGUCUAAGUGGUGUCCGCAGAAUAAUAUAGGUUUCAUAGAUAAUUGGAAAAGUUUUUGGGGCAGACCUGACCUGUUGAAAAGAGAUGGUAUUCAUCCCUCCCGGGAUGGUGCUGCUCUUCUCUCUAGUAAUAUGGCACAUAGUGUCCAGGGAAAAGAGGAAGUCCUCGAGCCAGUUGAGGGACAGGUCAAGUGGAAAGGACCAGGAGCCCUAACUAUCCCUUCAAGAAGUGAAAUGUACGCAGUGUGUAAAGUGGAGUGUGAGAAGCCACUGAGAAAAUACAUAUUUAUACCAAUGGAUAGUCAACUUCCAGCUGGACUGUUUAUUCUUCAAACUUUUCUGUCUUCUUCUGCCAUUGAUGAGAACAACUUCAGAGUGCUGGUCUGCAAUGAGACCUUUAAAGACAUCAGCAUCCCCAUGGACACAGUCACAGUUACACCAGAUGCUCCAACUGAUCCAAAGAUAGAUCCCAAUGUGUUCAAGUUUGGUGACUCUCCUAUUCCUGCUGAUUGGGAGAAAAGGCUUAGGGAGAAGUUAGCUGAACACAGAAAUGUGUUUUCCCUUGAGGAGUGGAAUGUGGGAUGA